UACAUAUAACAUAUAGGUACUACUUCGAUAAUUGUUAAACAAAUUUGAAAUUUCGUACCGACACUACAUGCAGUAGAAAACUUUAGUUUUUCAUUGCAGUUUGAUAAUUAUCUUUAUUUCUGGUAAUCAAACUUAUACCUAGACUAAAUUCUGCAUAAUUGUACUCAUCGCAAAAUAAAUAAUUUUGCUGACUUUAUCCUGUUUGUUAGAUAGAUCAGUGUCUUCUAAAUCUCAUUCUACGCCUGUGGCAGUUACUGCUCUGAAGCUCAGUCUUAUAAUGUAGACACAUCAAUACAAUACUUUAGACUAUUUUUUAUUAGUCUAAGUGAAAUACAUCUGUAAAGUAGUACCGUAAAAUGCCUGAGAUGUGGUGGAAAUGCACUUAGUCUGCAAAGUUGCUAUGAUUUAAAAGAGCACAUUCUUAUUUGGUUUGGUACAAGUCAAACGGAAAUCUUUUAUACUACUUUAUUGAGAUGCAAUUGAAAUGGGGUAUAGCAGGCGUGGGAAUGAUCGCCCAUGACUUCCUAACAGCAUUAGACACUUUACCUCCGGAACAACACAGGGUUGUCGCAAUAGCCGGCAAAGAUGUAGAUCGCGUUCAACGAUUAGCAACACUGCACAAGAUCAACACAGCGUACGAAGGUUACGAGCAACUGGCGCGUGAUGCUUCUAUAGACAUUGUUUUCGUGAGUGUUCUGAAUUUACAGCACUACGAAAUUACAAAGUUAAUGCUAGAAAACGAUAAACAUGUACUCUGUGAGAAGCCAAUGGGUAUGACUUACAAACAGACUAAAUCAUUAGUGGACUUGGCGCGUGAGAAGGGUCUGUUCCUUUUAGAAGGAAUGUGGUCGAGGUUUUUUCCAGCUUACGACGCAUUAGAGAAACAUAUAACCACUGGCGGCCUUGGUGAAGUCUAUCACAUCAACGUUCAGUUUGGGGUUCAAAUUAACGACAUUGAAAGGAAUCUGAUGAAGGACCUCGGUGGUGGUGCGGUUUUAGACCUAGGAGUGUACAUGUUGCAGCUAAUAAACUUCAUAUACAAGGAACCGCCAGUGGAUGUAGUGUGCACGGGGCAUUUAAGCAAAACGGGAGUAGACGAGUCCGUGUCGUGUGCUUUGAAGUAUAAAGACGGAAGAACGGCAACAAUGGCCGCCCAGACCCGUGCGACCAUGACCAAUAAAGCGGAGAUUAUUGGUACGAAAGGAACAAUCUCUUUGGAGUACUUCUGGUGUCCAACGGUAUUACACAUCUCGGCGGCUAACAGCACCGAAUGGACAUUACCGAAGGGCAAAUACAAGUUCCACUUCCACAACAGCGCUGGACUCAGCUACCAGAUACAGGAGUGCUGGGAUUGUAUUAACAAAGGUAUUGUUGAGAGUCCAAAGAUGAGCUUAGAUGAAAGUAUUCUCUUAUCCAAAUUGACGGACACUAUGAGGGCGCAACUAGGAGUACUUGAAUCGGAAUUAUAAACCAAUCGAUUGAUUAUUUUUAUUGUACAAUUUACAUUUUAAAUAUGGCACGAUAGAGUUCAGAACUCUCGUAAAAGUUUUGGGAUCUAUGGAAAAAAAGGAUAAAGAUUUUUGCUUUGUUUAAAAAUUAUUUGAAUGAAGAUUCAGUAUUGUUUUUAUUGUUUAAAUUAAUUAUACUUGCAUUUAAAAUUUCCUAGGUCCACCGCGUUUUUAGGUAGCUGUCGCUCCUCAUAAUUUUAUUAGUAGGUAGUUCCCAAUUGUUUUUAACCUUAACAGUUUUAAUUGUUUAACUAUUAUAGUUUAGAUCGUUAAGUUUUUGUUGAUCGCUACUAUUGACAUGAAAAUUGAGAUCUAGCGCGCACUAAGAGAGUGCAAAUGUGACUUGAAACUAAUGUUUACAAAUGGAAGGUGACCGAUGGGACUUUUUUCUCCAUAAAAAAUCAAGACCGACUAAAAUACAGGAUAUAAUAUUCAUAAAGCAGGGUGUUUAUAAAGCACAGACUAUAAUGUUUUUGUGUAUUUGUAAAAGUAAUGAUUGUAUCAUUGUAAUUUAACAAAAACGUUUUAAAGCUUAAGAUCUUGGCUGUAUGGACUACGUUCCUUUUGCGCGUCUGAGUAGACGAACAAAACCAAAAAAUCUAUA
Molecule: messenger RNA, 2112 nt
Organism: Bombyx mandarina (wild silkworm)
Lineage: Eukaryota; Metazoa; Arthropoda; Insecta; Lepidoptera; Bombycidae
Product: trans-1,2-dihydrobenzene-1,2-diol dehydrogenase
Molecular function (GO): nucleotide binding
Source: RefSeq, a predicted model, not a curated record